GGCGAGCACAAUCUGGAAUCGGAGAGAUCUGGUAAGCAUUGCACUUGCAAGCCACCAAUCCCUGGCCCAGACUGUCCCUACCAGCAACCACAUCUAUUAGACCCACAGCUCACAGAACUGGGCAGGGAGCAGGCGAUAGCGAACCAGCCGACGACAAAGGUAUCAAUAGCAGACUAUUUGACGGGUUAGAGUGUGGGUUGAUGCGCCCUGCAUCAUUGUUCAGUUGUAGAACGUACACGAAACAGUGAUGCAGGACGUAGGCUGAUGUCCUAUAUAUCACUGUUUAGUUUCAAUCCGUGAGAAGAAUAAGCUCUUCCUUUGUAUACGUUGCGGCUUAGGGAGUGCCAGAUACUAAAUGCUGAUUGAACCUGCAAUUGAUGUGUGUAUUGUGAAAGCACAACACGCUAGCCCUACAGCUACCAUGAAUGAAGUCAAUGAUGAUAUCCUAAAGUGCAUGCACCCCAUACUGUGUAGCUGACCAGUAUAUUGGACGAGAUGUGAAGGCACGGCCAGCCUGCUAAUCCAAAGCCUAGAAUAGAUCUUAUAAUAUUAAAGUCGUCGCAG
Sphaeroforma arctica JP610 is the source of this 564-nucleotide messenger RNA. RefSeq lists its product as hypothetical. The annotation marks the transcript as partial. Lineage: Eukaryota; Ichthyosporea; Ichthyophonida. The record is from RefSeq and is a predicted model, not a curated record. The transcript has a single exon.